AUAGGACACUCCAUCCACACGGCGACCGAUUCCCAAGGCAAAGAACUUUUUUCGACGACCCCACGCUCCCGCCACUCUCUCUCUCUCUCUCUCUCUCUCAAUUUAUGGCCACCGCCACACGCCUGCGUCGGCUCGGAGCUGCCGCCUGCGUCGCCACCGCGGCGAGCGGCGCCUUUCUCCUCCAGCCUUCCUUCUCCGCCAGCGACCGCGGCAAUGGACCCUCCUCCCUCGGCGCCGUUCGCCAGAGGAUCAGCGACCCGAACGCUGUCGUUCCGUCUAGAGCGGCUCAGGAGGCCGCUCUUAUUAGCGCGAGCGCUUCCAACCCACUCGACAUUCUCGUCAUCGGCGGUGGCGCUACCGGAAGUGGCGUCGCUCUUGACGCCGUCACCAGAGGCCUCCGCGUCGGCCUCGUCGAGCGCGAGGACUUCUCUUCUGGAACGUCGUCGCGGUCCACCAAGCUAAUUCAUGGAGGUGUUCGGUACUUGGAGAAAGCCGUGUUUAAUCUUGACUAUGGACAGCUGAAGUUGGUAUUCCAUGCGCUUGAGGAGCGUAAACAGGUUAUUGAGAAUGCACCACACCUCUGUCAUGCUUUGCCAUGCAUGACACCGUGUUUUGACUGGUUUGAGGUAGUGUACUACUGGAUGGGCUUGAAAAUGUACGAUUUGGUGGCAGGACUACGACUCUUACAUGUGUCCAGAUAUUAUUCGGCACAAGAAUCUGUUGAGCUGUUCCCCACCCUUGCCAGGAAGGGUAACAAUAAAAGCUUGAAGGGCACCGUGGUGUAUUAUGAUGGGCAGAUGAAUGACGCACGUCUUAAUGUUGGAUUGGUGUGCACUGCUGCCGUAGCUGGUGCAGCAGUGCUUAACCAUGCAGAAGUGGUUGCUUUGUUGAAGGAUGAGGCUAGCAAUCGGACAAUUGGUGCAAGAAUCCGAGACAACUUAUCAGGGAAAGAGUUUGAUACAUACGCAAAAGUCGUCGUGAAUGCUGCUGGUCCAUUUUGUGACUCUUUAAGGAAGAUGGCAGAUCAAGAUGCAAAACCAAUGAUAUGCCCAAGCAGCGGUGUACAUAUCGUACUUCCUGACUAUUACUCUCCUGAGGGUAUGGGUUUGAUUGUUCCUAAAACUAAGGAUGGACGUGUUGUUUUCAUGCUUCCAUGGUUGGGACGAACAAUUGCUGGCACCACAGAUUCCAACACUUCUAUUACUCUUCUUCCUGAACCACAUGAGGAUGAGAUUCAGUUCAUAUUGGAUGCCAUUUGUGAUUACCUUAAUGUCAAGGUACGCCGCACGGACGUUCUCUCCGCGUGGAGUGGUAUUCGGCCAUUGGCAACGGAUCCAUCUGCGAAAAGCACUGAGAGCAUCUCCAGAGAUCAUGUUGUAUGUGAAGAUUAUCCUGGUUUGGUAACAAUCACGGGCGGCAAGUGGACUACUUACCGUGGCAUGGCAGAAGAUGCGGUUAAUGCAGCAAUAAAGUCUGGAAAUCUGACCCCAGAAAAUGGAUGUUUGACCUCCAAGCUGCAGAUUGUCGGUGGAGACGGAUGGGACCCUGCAUCUUUUACAGUUAUAGCUCAACAAUAUGUGCGCAUGAAGAACAGCCAUGGUAAAGUUGUUCCUGCGGUGAUGGACACUGCUGCAGCAAAGCAUCUGUCCCAUGCAUAUGGUACUUUUGCUGAACGAGUUGCUGCCAUUGCUCAGAACGAAAAUCUGGGGAAGAGGCUUGCCCAUGGAUACCCCUUUCUAGAGGCUGAGGUUGCCUACUGUGCUCGAAAUGAGUACUGUGAAUCUGCCAUUGAUUUCAUUGCUAGGAGAUCUCGGCUUGCUUUCCUCGACACUGAUGCGGCAAGCAAGGCAUUGCCACGUGUGAUUGAAAUUUUAGCAACUGAACACAAGUGGGACAAUUCUAGGCAGAAGUACGAGUUAGAGAAAGCCAAGGAAUUUUUGGAAACUUUCAAAUCUUCAAAAAAUGCUCAGUUCCAUGAUGGGAAACACGUUUAGUGCUUGUCUCCGCUGUAGGUUUAUGCAUUCAAUUUUCACUAGUAUAUUGAAUGGCGGCAAGUUUUCCGGCCUUAAUUCUGGUGCGAAGGAGUAUGCCUGCCACACACAGCAUAAGGGUAUAGUUACACAUCAAUGAAAAUUAACUGUUUCCCUUUUGGGAUUUCUAUUAGUCAUCUGUCACAAUAAUCUGUCACGAGAUUCUCAGCACGCUCUGUGCAGUGUUGCUCGUAAAUUUUUUCAGUUGAUUCUGAUCGCUGUAUUUUCGGGUUUCCAAAAUUAAAAUUGUAAUGUUAGAAAAAGAAAUUACAUUACAAUAAAUUAAUUAUCUGUCUUUGCA
Molecule: messenger RNA, 2331 nt
Organism: Pyrus x bretschneideri (Chinese white pear)
Lineage: Eukaryota; Viridiplantae; Streptophyta; Magnoliopsida; Rosales; Rosaceae
Product: glycerol-3-phosphate dehydrogenase SDP6, mitochondrial
Exons: 7
Coding region: 105-1994 (629 amino acids)
Biological process (GO): glycerol-3-phosphate metabolic process
Cellular component (GO): mitochondrion; glycerol-3-phosphate dehydrogenase (FAD) complex
Molecular function (GO): glycerol-3-phosphate dehydrogenase (quinone) activity
Source: RefSeq, a predicted model, not a curated record